AUGAAGUUCUCCGCCUCCCUCUUGGUCUUGGGUGCCCUGUUCACUUCCGUACUUGGUGAGCAGUCCUUCUCCCUCGUCUCCUCCGCUCCAUCUGUCGUCGUCCACCCCGUCCUGGUUGCCCCACCCGGUCCCCUCUCCUCCGCACCCAAGUUGAUCCGCCGAUCAAUCGGCCAAAGAUUCUCGUGUUGUUACAGUCCUGUUCCGCGUAGCAUACUGACCACGCCUGUACUUCUACUUCCCUCGCUCUUUUCUCCGCACCAGGCCACGCCGAGCCGACCGAGCAAGAAAUCGCCGAGGCCAAGGCUCGCAAGGACAACUUUGCGUACAUCUGCGCGCCCCAGAUCAAGGCUUAUCAUGCCAUGCGCAAGCGUUCUGUAAGCUACAACAGCCUCUCCAAGUCGUUCCCCCGCCAUUGCCGUCGACCGUUCAUCGAUUUGGGCCGGGCUCCAAGCGAGUGUGGGGCCGCGGCGAACGGUGCGGAGCGCUCAUCGACCGGGCGCCGGCCAGUCGGAGAGUCGAUGCGAGCCGUCUCUUGGGCACACACUCCCUCGACACCCGGCAUCACUCACCACAACACCUCGCUGACCACCUUGCGCUCGUUCUCCGAUCUGACAGGCCCAGCAGCAGCAAGUUCUCGGCGGCGCCACCGAUGCCGCGACCAUGUUCCUCGAAGAGAACCUCCAAGCCGGUAUGGGCGGUCAAAAGUUGCUCGGCUGCACCGAGAUUGACGACGAUGCCACGAUCCGAAACCACACCUGCGUUUGUGAGUCAGGGCGACACCGGGCAUCUUUCACAGCUCGCGCGCUGAGCUUGUCCACCCUCUUCUCUCCUACCUAGUGGCCAACGAGGUGACCCAGGGUCCUUACUACCACAUUGCUGGUCACCCCAUUCGCCAAAACAUGGCCGAGGACCAACUUGGUCUUCCCUUCGUAAGUUUCUUCGGAGCUCUCGCCCAAAUCGGCGAGCCGCGGCUGACCCUCAGAUUAUAUCUUCGCUUCCCAACAGUACAUCGACAUCGGUAUUCUCGACGUUAACACAUGCGAACCUGUGCCUAACGUGCUUGUUGACAUCUGGCACGCCAACACGACCGGUCACUACGCCGGCCACGCCGACCCCGACCCGGAUCUCAUCUGGGAAGGACCCAUGCCUUACGGAGAGAGGAAGGGUUUGUUGACCAAGUUCCCGCGAUGGAACCAGCACGAAACGUGGCUCCGUGCCGCAUGGCCCACAAACAAGUUUGGUGUCUCGCAAUUCACGUCCAUCUUCCCCGGCUACUACACGGGCCGAGCGACGCACGUGCACAUCAAGGUCCACACGACAUGGGAACCGCUUGCGAACGGCACGUUCCUCACCUCGCGCUUGAUCCACACCGGCCAGCUUUUCGUCGAGGACAACCUCAACGGCAUCAUCGACAAGAUCCAUCCUUACACCGAGAACCCGAUCCGCAACAAGUGGGGCCGCACGCGCAACUGGGACGACUCGCUCAAGAUCUUCCAUUCGCAACCCGGUUCCGUGUUUGACAUCGAGAAGGUCGGCGGUGUGCUGCAGCAAGGUCUCCGAGGCCACAUCACCGUCGGUGUGGACCCCAAGUUCGACUUUGACCGAGGAUCGGCCAACCAGGUCCCUUACACGACCCACAAGGAGUGA
Molecule: messenger RNA, 1647 nt
Organism: Microbotryum saponariae
Lineage: Eukaryota; Fungi; Basidiomycota; Microbotryomycetes; Microbotryales; Microbotryaceae
Source: the annotation of a GenBank genome assembly